AUGAAGUUCUCCGCAAUCUGUCUUGCAGUCACCUUGUUCGUUGCUUCAGCUGUUGCUGAACCUUACUACUACUACAAACGUGAUGCCGAGGCAUCUCCCUACUACUAUUACAAGCGUGACGCCGAGGCAUCUCCCUAUUACUACUACAAACGCAACGCCCAAGAAGAGAAGCGUGAUGCCCAAGGCGUCUACAUCCAAGAGGAGAAGCGUGAUGCCGAACCAUAUUAUUACUACAAACGCCAAGAAGAGAAGCGUAAUCCCCAAGAUUUUUGGAAGCGUAACCCCCAAGAUUUAUGGAAGCGUGAUGCCGAACCAUACUACUACUACAAGCGAGAAGCCUAA
Molecule: messenger RNA, 342 nt
Organism: Acaulospora morrowiae
Lineage: Eukaryota; Fungi; Glomeromycota; Glomeromycetes; Diversisporales; Acaulosporaceae
Source: the annotation of a GenBank genome assembly